CGUGGUUGAACGCGCCCUCUAGCGUCGUAAUCGAGCAAAUGUUACUGUUGUAUUGUGUCGGAGAAAAUGGCGACGGGAAAAGAAAGUAAUGAUGGAAAUAGAUUUAUUGAAGAUUCUAGUGUAAUCAGACAAAAUCCGGAUUGUAAGGUAAAAAAGAGUUCCCCACACCAGCCUACAGUUUUAUCAGUGCCAACAUUUACCACAAACACACUAGGCAACAAUUUCCAAAAUAAAUCGGCCAUUGACUUGUCUCGUAAAAUAUUGCCAAUGACAAGUAAUCCUGAAACUACAGCAUCAUUAGAUAAAAAAGUUUUGCAGCAGGGUCUUGACCUUGGAAGUAAGAAUCUAUCGGAAACUAGGAAAAACAGUUGUUCCAAUUUGAGUGGAUUAGCUUCAGGGUCUUGUGCCAGUAGUUCUGCAUUUACUAGUGGUAGACAUGAUCAUAGAUCUUAUCAGCAGGAUUAUAAACUCUUCCCUUCUCCUGCACACAAAAACACUGUUAUCGAUAGAAGCAAAAUAACUGCCGUGCCUGGUGCUGAGUUAUCAGACAAAAAACUUGUCACAAAUUUAUGCUAUUCUGGAUCCAGAACCCUAUCUGACAAUGAAUCCUUAACAUUUACCACAGGACAAAGAAGUAAAGACAAAGUAAUAGCAAGUACGCUUUUUGGAAAUGUAUCCAACCAGAAUAUAUGUGUGAAAUCAGAGACUGGUCAGACUUCUGGUAUUUCUGCCAAUGUUAGUGAUUACAAAAGUGCUCACCCUAUAGGCUCUCGAAAAGUGACGGAAAAUGUUAUUACAUACCAUGAACCAAUGUUUCAAUCUGUAGCAAAUACUUUAUUUGAAAAUCAAAAGAAUUUAAUGAUGGGGAAGCGCAAGGCAGAAGAAGAGAAAAUGAGAGAAGAUGGCACUUUCCAGGAAAGUAAAAAAAUCAAACUUGAAACAAAUACAAGUCCAAAUAAAGGCGUUGAAAAUAAAACAACUGUGGUUAAAAAGAAGUCCAUAGAAAAUAUUAUUGAAAGAAUCAGGACAGAAAAAACUCAGUCAAGGGGAGGUUGUAGUACUCAAAUGUUGAAACAAAAUGUGGAGGAUACAGAAAAAAGUGAUGCAAGCAGAACGUUAUGUGAAAAUGAUAAAACUGAAACAAUAAAAGUGCAAUCUGAUCUUGUUCAAUUAAAAGAGCCUGAAAAAUCUGAAACAGAUUUACAGAAGUCGGUGGAAGCAAACUCUAGUCAAAAAGAUGAUACUUCUAAAAAUUCUGAAAAAGAUGAUGUGAAACAUAACACUAAUAUUGACUUAAAAGUUAAAAAGUUUGAAUUAGAAGGUAACACAGCUGAUAAAGCUGACAUAAAACAAAGUUUGCCUGCAGAACAGAUGGCAAAGAAAACAACUGAUAGCCCUGUCAAACAGAAAAAGGUGAAUAGUCCUCCUAAGUUAAAGAAAGAGAAAAGUCUGGUAAAAGUAGAAAAAAGUCUAGUAAAAAUGAAAACUCCAGAAAGUAGUCCAUCAAGAUCUAAAAAAAAUGACAUAACUCCAUCAAAACAAAAGAAAAUAGAUGCUCAAUUAUCCAAAGAAAAGAAGCAAGAAAAUGUCUCAUCAAAAAAAUCUGUUGAAAGUGCAAGUGAGAUAUCACUGAAACAUGAUGAUAUUUCAUCAAAACAGAAAGAUACUGCACCAAAACAGAGAGAUAUUGGUCCUUCAAAACAAAUAAAUAGUUCAUCACAAAAGGAAAGUAAUUUACCAAAACAGAAAGUAGGAAGUUCACCAAAACAGAAGGAUAAUAAUUCAUUAAAAAAAGUAAAUAAUUCAGUAAAACAGAAAGAAAAUGACUCACAAAAACUGAAGGAAAGUGCUUCAUCCAACGAAGAGGAGUCAAAUUCAUCUGCAAUAAAAGAAAAUAGUUCACCAAAGCAAAAGAAGGCAGUUCAAAAUAAGAAUAAAAAUAAGAAAGAAUUUGAAGAUCAAAGUGUUGAAAAUAUUUGGAAAAAAGCUGAUGGAGGUGUUUAUGAAAAGUCUGUUACAAAACAAAAGAAAUGUGAAGAUAAGGCCAAUGUAAAGGUUAAGAAACCAACUAUGAAAAAAGAUGCAAAGGAAAAAAUGAAAAAACAAGAUAAGAACUUUGCUGAUACUAUAAAAGAAAAGAAUAUUGAAAUUAUCAAGAAAACAAUAGGUGAAAAAGUGAAAGUGAAAUAUAAGAAACUAAAAGUAGAUGCUGAUAAACCAAGUGAAGAACCAAAGAAAAGAGGCAGAAAGAAAAAAGAAGUGACACAAGCUGCUUCAAAAAGUUCAAAGGAAGGAAAGGUAAUAACAGUCGCUAAAAGUGCCGGAAGAAAACAAUGUGCAAUAAAAACAAACUCAAAUCUAAAAACUAAAGUGACAAAACAGAGAAAACAGAAAUUGCCAAUAGCACACAGGAGAGUGAAAAGGGAGGCCAGUUUAAAUGCUACAAUGUUCCUUAACAUUUUAAAUGAAAAGUCUCCUAGAACAUCAAAGUUAGAUCCUCAAAGAUCAAAGUCAGAUUCUGAUAUCAAAAAUUUCAAAGCACUCAGUGUAAAUACAAGUCUUAGCUUGAAUAAUGUAGCUCUAAAUGAAAAUAAUGAGAAAAUUGAUUCAAAACAGACUUUCCUCAUUCCAACCGGUUUGAAAAGUCCAAAGAAAGAAAAAGUAAGUCCAGCUAAGCAAUUUUAUGGAAAAAGCUCUAGUUUAGGAAAACUUACAGAUCAUAAUGAUUUUGUAACACCAAAAAAAGAGCCAAAGUCACCAGUUAGAACUCCAAGUCCUAAACGUAAAGUGAGCUUUAGUGAUGAUGUUUUUGAAGAUGUGUUUGAAGCUGUAAUUCAAAGAAGUAUUGAAGAAACUAAAGAAUUUAAGGUGCCUGGCAAAGUUAGUAGCAGUAGAAAAAAUAGUAAACGUUCUGAAUCAUGUGACAAAGGUAAAGGAAAAAAAGAUUAUCUUAAAAAGAAAGACAAAAAGGGUAGUUUGAAAAUUAAAUCAGAUAAAAAGGAAAAGAAAUUCAGGUUGAAAAAAAUUAAACAGGCCAUUAAAAUGACAGCAUCUAAAUCACCAGAAGAGGUUGCCGAGAAGAAAAGGAAAGCAAACUUAGCAAGAUUAGAAAGAGCUAAAGAAUUAAUGAAAACAGAGAGAAAAGUAUCUGAGAAAGGUGUAGUGGAGGAAAAAAACACAUUCUCUGUUAAAUCAAAGACCGUUGUAGAGAAUACAAUGCCGUCACCAAGAUGGUGUGAAUGUUGCCAGUCUAGUUAUUAUCCUUACCAAACAACUCAGGGAACUCAAGUUUGGAGAAUAAAACACCUGGUCGACAAAGAUUCCUCUAAAUCACCGGAGCCGAUUCAGAGUUCCAGCAAUCAUUUCAUUGCGGCGCAUGCUAGAUGCGAGGUCAGGCCGUAUGCCUCACCUUCUCAUGUUUCUAUGAUAGAAUCAAAUCCUUAUGUUGGUCAGAUUAUGCCACAUGGCCAUAUACAAUGUUCUGCUUGUAGUUGUGGACAUAGUGGUGUAUUUCAUCCAGGACAGUGCCAGAACUGUACUCUAGGUGGUGUGAGCAACAUGUUACCAUGCCAACGGUAUGGAGGCACCUACUCUGUUACAUACCCACAUACACAUGGCUCAUACACACAUUGCGGAUGUGGGGCAUGUUACACUGCAGGAAGCUAUCACCAUUCUGUUGGUCAGACAUUAAUACACCAGCCCCAGAUGUCCAUGUCAACAGAGAGCCCAAUUCUUCUACACCACCCAGUUCAACUUCAAGUCACACAUGAAACAUCUCACCCUGUUACCAUGUCAACCAUUCCUCAUUCACACACAGACUCAUGUCUCACUCAUUCAUCUGUACAAACUGUCCCAUUACAGCUUAGUCAAAACGAGCAGAAUCUUGACAACUUAACACAUAUGUGCCAAUUAUCACAAGGGGAGGUAACUAAUGUGUCAGCAAUGGCAUCUAGUUCCCCUUCCGACCAUGAGAUUGAUGUUGGUUCAAGGGAUGACAUUGUCAAAUCGGUGCCAAAUGUGACUCAAUCAUCAAGCAAUGCUUCGAAAAACAUUAACAAAGGGUUAAAAGCAGCCAGAAUUAAGAAAAUUUGUUCAAAGCAACCUGUUGUUAAAUUAAAGAGAAGUAAGUCAUGCGACAUUGCAGUAAAGGCUACAGGAAAAGUAAAAGAAAGCUUGAAAAUUAAAGAUAUAAUAGAUUUAAAAGUGAAAGACAAGAAAAAAUCAAAUUUGUUAUUAAUCAAACAGAAACAAAAGCAGUUGGAACAAAAAUCGGUAAAACUUUCUCAAAAGAAGGAUUUAAAACGUUCAAUAUCUGAUAAUGAUAGUUCUGUUAGUAGUAAAAAAGUUAAAUUGAAACUGGGGGAAGGGAAAGUUGCUAAGAAAGAUAAAAUAAAAAGAAGUGUUAGUUUAGAGCAGAAGAAAGAAGAGAAGCAGGUGAAGGAGCAGCCUAAGAGGGCGUGGCAUGGGUGGAGCUGGGAGGGGGAAGGUGUUGUGAAGAAGGUUACAAAUAUUUUUGAUGGUCAGAUAGUUCAGAGAAGAUGUUAUAAUGCUAUACGCCAUGAUGAUGGUGAUAUUAUACAGGUUAAAGACUGUGUUCUUGUCUGUUCUGGUCAGAAAGAGAAAGAUAUACCCUACAUUGCUAAAGUUUCUAACUUCUGGCAAGAUUCUGUAUCAGAUGAGAUGAUGAUGUCUGUGUUAUGGUUUUAUCGACCUGAGCACGCUGAGGGAGGUCCUAUAUACGGUAGCCUGGAGAACGAGGUAUUUGCAGCUAAACAUCGUGACGAGACUCUUGUAGCCUGUAUAGAGGAUAGGGGAUAUGUACUUACCUUUAAUGAAUACUGCAGGUUCAUAGCGGAGGUAGAAAGAAGCAAAUCAAAUCUUCCUGCACGUAAAAAAGUAGUCCCUGAACCAGAAGAAAAGUAUCCAAGCAACAGAAUACCUCCAGUGGAUGUGAAUCCAGAAAAUGUGUUCCUUUGCCGUCAUGUUUAUGAUAUUAAACUAAAACGGGUUCUAAAAAACCCUUCAUGAGAUUAAAUUGAAUGUAUUUAUGUGUAUGAGUAAAAAUUUAACUAAUUUAAAAUACUACAGAAAAUUAGUAAUGAUAUCAUAUAUAGUUUAUGUAGUUAAAUGAGUUAAAAAAAAUUUCAGGCAACUAGUGCAAACUGAUCAUGGGUUGGAUGUGUAACGUUAAAACGGUCCAAAUCCUUAUCUAUAAUAUUGAAUUGUUGAAGUUUGUAGGUUUUAAGUUAAAAAGAAAUUACGAACCAUUGCCCCCUCAUGUCUGUAGGUUCAUGUUCUGCCAGGGAUUUUUUAAUAUUCCAUGUGAGGAAGUUACCCUGUCAGCAAAUUGGGGGAGGUUGGGUGUUUUUUAUUUUGGAGACUUCAUUCACCUGCUAUAAUGCAUGGAGGAACACCUUAAGUAGCCAUUCCUCCUCAAUGAAACGACGAAAGUCGUCAUAGGACCUUUGCAGUGUCAAUUUGACGUAAAACCCUAUAAAAAUAAAGAAGAGAAAAAGUUAAAGCUCUGAAAUUAUUAUACAUAUUAAAUUAUCUUCAAAAUUGAAAAAAAAAUGUCCAUUAGACAAAACAGUAGUGUGUUGUCACUUAUAAACACAAAAAAAUUCAAGUAUUACAAAAAAAUUAAGUGUAUGUCUCGCAUUGGAUGAAAAUGUAUCUUGAUAAAAAUGUUAGCGUUUGUUUGAUCAGAGGUUUUUUUCACUCAGUAAAAAUCUGUUGAUGUGUUGAAUUUUACAAUGUUACAUUGUCAAUAGAUGGUUAGUGAUUGUGUCCAUGGCUUUAGUAUGCUUAAGGUUGCACAUUUGUUAAACACUGUUGUAAAAUUGUUGUUUUUGCUUGUUGGUUUUGGAAAUAUUUAAGAAUAGCUUGUUCUUAGCAUUUUUAUGAAAUACAAGACAGAGUUAAGAUAUUAAAGAUAUUUUAAAUACAAAAUAGAGUUGAGAUAGAUUUGGAUUUGAGAUAUUAUAAAUGUCUUUUUGCAUUUAGCUAUUUUUUAAGUGAAAACAAAUGGUAAAUGGAAUAUUUUUCAAUAUUCAGAUUAAAAAAAUCAGAUAUGUUAAAUAUUUUUGAAAGAUUAACAAUAUGAAACACUGGAAUGAAAUGAUAAAGUGAAAGUUUGUAAUUUAUGUAUCUAUAUAUUGUAUAUUACAUUAUGUAUAUGGUGUGCAUAUUUAGUGAACUUUUCAUUGAAUGUAUACUUAAAUGGUAUUUAUCCCCUAACCACGCAGCUUUUUAUGACUGUUUAAAAUGAUAUUACAUGGCAUCGCAUAAAUUAUGCAAAUUAGCCCUUCACUCCAAUUAAGUUUCAUCAUUUGUCAAAUUAAAUAGAAUACAUGACGUGAUCAUUUUUCUUUCUUUGAAUACUUAAGUGCAAUUUGUAUCAUUUUGAGGAUUUCUUGAACUGAAGCUAUAUUUUAAGUUGUAUUCUGAUUUUUACCAUAAGUCCAUAAUGAUAAUUCAUUUAUAUCAGUAAAUUAAAUUAUAGAAAAAACAUUCAAUUUUUCUCCCAUAUAUUAAAAAACUUCUUUUUUGACAUGUCUGAGUAUUUAUUUAUAUAAGCUUAUGACAAGUUACACAAAUACAUUCUGUCAUAAACAUUUGUAGGCUAAAAUUUUUGUCAAUCAAUCUUGGAAAUGGUAAGUGUUUUAUCUAAGAAAACUGAGAGAAAAAUUGUUAAAGAUUUAAUUCUUUCCUGUAUAAGAGGAGCAGAGAAAACUUUUAUACAAUUUUAGAAAACUUAAGCAUUUUAUAACCCUGCUCUUAUAUUAUUUUUUUUACAAAUAAAGCAGUAUUUUGUUGUUUUACAACUAAAGGAGUAUUUUGUUAUUUAUAUGCAAAAGUGUUCAAGACCUGUAAUGAAUUUUGAGAAACUCAAAUUUAUCUACAGGUUUUUCUUCUAUUUUUUUCAACAUUCCAUUUAAUGAUAAGUGUUAAUUUCAAAGUGAAAGCUGAUUACAGUCAUCAGGAUUGAACAAAAGUAUUUUUUAUUAUUAUUUAAAAAAAAAUUAUUCAUGAUUAAAGCUGCAUGUCUCCAGAUGAGCCAAUAUAUUUCAAGAAAUUAAACUUGAGAAAAAUGUACGGACUAAAAAGAUUCAAGAUUCAAGUAAUAAUUUACAUGUUAUAGGCAAUUAAGGGCAGAUUUUGCACUCUUCAUUACCAUAUUUUUACUGUGUGACUAACACAGUAAGAACUAUAUUUGCAUCAUUUGACCUCUUUUUGGCUAUUUACCGGUACUUGGAUUGUUAGCGUAGUUGGUAAUGUGUAAUUUACUUUCUUUGUUCACUUCAAAAUAUUUUACUUUUAAAAACAUUUUCAUAAUUUUCUUAAAAAUUAGUAUAAAUCUGGAGACUGCUUUAAGACGAAAAAGGUUCUCUGGUGUGAUAUAACCAGAUAACAUCCCUUUCAUUGUGUAAACUUGAGGAAGAUUUAGUAUAUUGCCAAUUUGCUAUUUAUCACAAUUCCUUCUUUUUUGAAGUUUUUGAUUUUAUAUUUUCACUUGUGCUGUUUUGUUAGGCAUGGACUUAACUUUGGGCUGGCAAUUCAAUCAACAGGAUUGUCAACAAUAUUUUGUUUGCAAAUUAAGUGGACUAGUUUGCAUUUUGGCAUAUUGUACUUAAAUUUUACUGUUUUUGUAAUGUUUUAAUAAAACCUGUCAAAUGGCAGAGCAUUUAUAUAUCACUUUAAUAUACUAACUUUUUUAAGGAGGAAUUUUUAGAUAAUUUUUUAAGACAUUGGUAACUUUGCCUCGUGGACAAGUUUUUCUCUGUCUUAGCUUUUUCUACUUCAUUUUACAAUACAACUUAGCAAACUUUUUCUAGUCAUUUUGAUACUUGCUACUUACUAUUGUUUCUUUAUGUGUUUAUUGAAGUACUGUCAACUUUUGGUAUAACUCCUUGAUACUAUUACUAUGUAAAGCCAGCCUGCACUAGCAGACAUUAUGC
Ruditapes philippinarum (Manila clam) is the source of this 7958-nucleotide messenger RNA. RefSeq lists its product as uncharacterized. The transcript is spliced from 8 exons. Bases 67 to 5028 code for a protein of 1653 amino acids. Lineage: Eukaryota; Metazoa; Mollusca; Bivalvia; Venerida; Veneridae. The record is from RefSeq and is a predicted model, not a curated record. Gene Ontology annotation, molecular function: chromatin binding.